Oreochromis aureus is the source of this 1912-nucleotide messenger RNA. Its product is annotated as butyrophilin subfamily 3 member A2-like. The transcript is spliced from 6 exons. The record is from RefSeq and is a predicted model, not a curated record. The coding region runs from base 94 to 1380 and encodes 428 amino acids. Lineage: Eukaryota; Metazoa; Chordata; Actinopteri; Cichliformes; Cichlidae.
CUGUUUCCUGCUCAGCUCCAAUGAUUCAUUUUACUUUAACAGCGACAGUUUGAAUCAGUUUGGAUCACUGUGUCUUUAUCUGUGACAUCGAGAAUGGGUCCUAUAAAGAAUAAACAUCUCUUGGUUUUGCAUCAUGUGGUUGUCUUCCUCCUUUUUCUAACACAAACUUGUGAUGGUCAGCAUCAGAUGAUUGGUCCAACUCAGCCAAUAGUGGCCAUGAUUGGUGAUGACAUCAUUUUGCCAUGCCACCUGGAACCUGCUGUGGAUGCUGUUGACCUGACUGUGGAUUGGUCCAGAACUGACCUCAAACCUAGAUCUGUCUAUGUGAGGCGAGAGGGAGUGGAGCUUCUGACUGAGCAGAAUCCUUUGUACACAGGAAGAACAUCACUCUCUGUCAACAAACUGCAGUGUGGAGACAUUUCAUUGAAACUCUCCACAGUACAACUCUCUGAUGCAGGAACAUACAAAUGCCUUGUACCUAAAUUUAAUGCAGGAACUGUGGUGACGCUUGCUGUAGGCUCAGCUUCCUCACCGGUCAUAGAACUCACCGAUGUCAAAAAUGAAAUGGUGUUAGAGUGUAAAUCUAAUGGCUGGUAUCCAGAGCCUCAGAUGUUGUGGGUGGACAGUGAGGGAAAACCUAUUUCUGUUGAACCUACAAAGAAUGUCAGAGGUUCUGAUGGGCUCUAUACUGUGAGCAGUAAAGUGACUGUGGAGAAAGGACAGAGCUACAGCUUCACCUGCAAAGUUCAACAGAAGAAUAUCAGUCAAAUCAAAGAGACACACAUCCAUGUUUCAGGUGAUCUCUUUAUGGUCCAGUCUAAUACUGCUGUUCACAUUAUCAUCAACUUGGCUGUUUGUUUAAUAACCGUCGGGACAGCAGUAAUCCUAAUAUGGAAAUGGGGACAAAAGAAAACCAAAAUCAGCAAAGAUGAUGAGGAUGAAAAUCAAACAGAGAUGGAGGAAAAAUUACAGAAAGAAUGUGAGGAAAAGAAAAGACUUGAAGAUGAGUUGCAGAACAAGGAUGAAGACUUAAAACAUGUCAGACAAACCAUUGAAAAACUGAUGGAGCAGAAGACAUUUCUGAAGAACCAGAGAGAAAAACUCAACACACUACAGCAGGAGGACAAGACAGAGAUGAAAGAGGCUGUGAAAAAAGAGAAAGAAACCCCAUUACUUGACAAAGAGAAAAAAAUGCAGAAGCGUGGAGAUAAAAAAACUAACCUGGAAAAGAGAACAGAAGUACAUGAAGAACUGUUAAAGAUGACAGAAAAACUAAUGGAGGAAACGGAGAACAUUAUAAUCCAAAUAACAGAAAGAAAGGGAAAGCUAGAAAAAGACAAGGAACAAAUUAUUAAACACUUGAGAGAGACAAAGAAAUGAAAGAGAUUCAGAAGAAACUGUCAGAGAAACAAGUGGGAAGAUAUGAACAACUGUCUAAGAAGUCGGGAUGAAUUUUUCUUUAAUAUAUUUCUUGAUAAAAUCAUAUGUACGAGCUGUUGUGUCAUGUUCAGUUUACAUUCUCAGAGUCUCUCCUUUUUUUCAUCAUAUGGAGACAAACACAUAUGCAUAAACUAAAUACAAGAAAUUGAAAAAGGAGGAAGGGAACACAGAAUAAAAGAAAAUCAAUUAAACACUCAGCACUGGCAACAUAAGACAGGAAGUACAGACUACAGAGACACAACCACUUCUUGUUCUCUGUGUUUGUUCAUCUUUCUGUCUGUGUGUCAAGGUUAAGUGGUUUCUAUAUGUACAGUACAUACACGGCUGUGUACAGUAAGAUCGGGAGGCAAGAUCUGAAAACUGUUGUUCACAAACGCUGUCCAUCUAAUCUGACUGAGCUGGAGCUGUUUUGCAAAGAAGAAUGGGCAAUGAUUUCAGUCUGUAGAUGUGCAAAGCUGGUAGAGACAUACCC